AUGUCGAAUGUAUCAGAAUGGGCAGGGUUUGUUGAAAUUACUGCCAUGAGCCACUUAUAUGGACGAGAUUUUAUUAUAUUUGAAGCUAACAAUGGUCCACAAACAAAAAUAAAUAAUGGGUAUGGGAAAACAAUUUACUUGUUUCAUUCACCAGAAACAAAACACUUUGAUGUGGUAUAUACUAAAGAAAUUAUUACUACAUCAUCAUUUUGUCAAUCAUUGGUCUAUGAAAUUCUUUAUGAUGGUGUUUAUCAGCUGAAAGAUUUGCCAUAUGCUGUGGACAAAAUGCUCCAUGACAAAGUGCCCACCAACCAUAUUGAGUAUUUCAUGUCUGAAAAUGUGGAACGGCGUAAGAAGCAAAAGGAGAGGGCUAAGAUUUUUAUCGAAGCCACUAACAAAGACAGCAAAGACAGAAAUAAUAAUGCAGUUGCAUUGAAAUGUAAACAUCACACAGAGGACUUGGAACGUGCAAGCCUGUUAAAAGAAUCUCUCAGUAUUUUUGUGUUUAAUCGCAGCCUGAUUCAACUUGAAAAUGUCUGCAUGAAUUGUCUGAAUGUGAACAGUGCAAAAGAUCUGCUUGACAAUGGCAUUACACCUUUUCCCUAUAAAGUAGCAAAAGCAUUAGAUCCAGACAUUUAUCGGAACAUAGAAUUUGAUGUUUGGAGUGAAAUGAGGCGAGAGUUGCGUUAUGGUGCUAGAUAUUCAGAUGGCACCACUCUUCAAGUAGGUGUCAAGUGUUUGUGUAGACUGCAACCGGAGCAGAUGGUGCCCUACCACUGCCAUAUUCAGGAGAUGCAUCCAGAUGGUGGGCCGUGCCUGGUAUUCAUUGAGGAGUUAGGUGAAAAACGAGUGGUCAAUUACGACCAGCUGGAGUCCUUGCCUCAGGAUGAGGUCCGGCCCUGGGCACCACCGUACAGAUUCUCCAGGACCAAUUCACAGUUCUUGACUCUUAGCCAAAUGUUGCAACAAAUAGGCAACAUCACCAGAAAGCAAGGCUUGAGCAAGGUCCGCAAUAAAGUGAAGGGCUCUCCCGAUGACCCUAAAAGCCCUGACAAGGCCGAGUCGCAAAAUACAAAACUGAAUUGGAAUAACGAGAAGGCCGAGGGUGGCGAGGAGGGUGUCUAUAUGACCCAGAACAGUGUUGACUACAAUGCAUACCAACAUUUGGACUUCAUUAACUUUGAACCGAUGCCUGUUGAAGUCGAAGCACUGCCCCUGAUGGUGGACUGCAGGCCGACCGCGGGCGCAGCGCCCAACGACAUCGCGCACUCCGCGCCCAACGGAGCCCCGCCGCCCGAGAACCACCACAACCAGCAGCAGCCGAGCGGUAACAGCGAGAUGGGUGGUCACGGGCUGACGUCGCCCGCGUCGGUGCGAGCCUCCACGCCUGCCACCUCCAAUGCCGUGGCCCCCUACACGGGCAACGUAUACACGUCGCACCCGGCGGGUAUGAACGUGGCGUACGGGAAUAUGGGCGCGGGCGGGAUGGGCGGCCCCGCCGGCAUGGCUACGGGCCCGGGGGUGGGGGUGGGGAUGGGUGGGGGGGGUAUGGGUGCUCCGUACGUGUGCGGGGUCAAGUCGUUAGUGUGGUGCGCGUCGCCGCCGCCGCCGCACGCGCCCGCGCCGCCUCCGCACGGCGUCAACACGCACGCCUAUAAGAGCGUGCAGGCCAACGGCGCCGAUCUCCCGAUGAAUGACAUACCGACGCUCCGGUACUACUACAACUUGGGCGUGGAUUGCAUGUGGGCCGCGUUUGGGCCGCCCCCGCCCCCGGCCCCGGCCCCGCCCCGACACUACUCGCCCCGGGACCUGGCGCAGGAUAUGCAGCAGAUGGGAUUGCACGAUCGCAACGCCCCCAACAAUGGCGGCGAUCACAACCACAAGCACAACAAGCCUCAGGACAAACCGCCCCUCGCCAACAACAAGCCCAACGCCCAACGCCCACUGCUGGGCCCAAGAUUCAAGCGCGGCGGGAACAACCACGACGGCAACCAGAACAACAACCACAACCAGAACAAGCACGCCAACAAUAUGUCCAACAAGGGACCCAACAAUCGGCAGUGGUACAACAGCCGGUCGGCCCCCUCCGGGCCCGGUCCGGCCCCCGCCCCGGCCCCGGCCCCGGGCCCGCCGCCCCCGGGCCCCGGCGCGCUGGCCCCGGGCCCGUACGACGAGUGCGAGGGCCAGCUGCUCACGCUGCCCUACAUCCCCUACCCGCCGCCGAUCUACCCCAUCCCCUACUACCCGGUGGACGCCGACCCAGCCAUGAUGGGCAUGAUGGGAGGCAUGGGCUACGUGGGAUACGAGGAGACGGGCGAGUACGCGGCGCUGCCCUACUACCCGCCCUACCCGCCCCCGCAUCACCCGCACCACCCGCAUCACCCGCAUCACCCGCAACACCCGCAACACCCGCACCACCAGCAACACCAACAACACCCGCACAACGUCGAGCACAAGUGA
Chilo suppressalis (striped riceborer) is the source of this 2460-nucleotide messenger RNA. The record is from the annotation of a GenBank genome assembly. Lineage: Eukaryota; Metazoa; Arthropoda; Insecta; Lepidoptera; Crambidae.